CCAGGGUUUGCUGGCUUUGGAAGGGGAGCUAACUCCCAUCCUUGUGCAGAUGGUGAAGAGUGCUAAUACUAAUGGACUCCUGGAUAAACAGGGUGAAACUUCCAAGUACCAGCACAUAGUCAAAGAGCGGCUGCUGACCAUGCUAAACGUGGACGAGGAGUUUGAUGAAGCGGAUUAUGAGAAGCUGGCCCCGACACGAACCGAUUCCUUGUGCCGUGCUCUGAAGUUCAUCUCCAACCCGCAGAAAAUGUGUCACAGCAUCCAUGAUAUGGUCAAGGAACUGACAGCUCAAAUACGCAGACUCAAGAUGGAGCAACGUCACCGAGAACUGAAGCUAUACAAUGGAGAAUCUUGGGAGCUGUUGAUUCGCCGCUGGGCAAAGCUAGAGAAAGAUUUUAAAAUGAAGGAUGGCCGUUUUGACAUCAGUAAAAUACCAGAUAUAUAUGAUUGUAUUAAAUUCGACUUACAACACAAUCAGUCCACCUUAAAGAUCAAGAACGCUGAGGAUCUCUUCAAGUGUUCCCGGGCCAUGGCAGACAUAGUUAUACCACAGGAGUAUGGUAUAACUAAGGGUGAGAAGCAGCACAUCUCCCAGAGUCUGUGUACACCUCUGAUGAGGAAGAUUAGGAGUGAUCUACAGCAGUGUGUCUCCCCGUUUGAAGAUGAAGAAGGAGAAAGUACACGUCUUAACUCCAGAUAUACCAACAAUGUGGCAUCCCCGGAGAGAUUUGUGAGGACACGGCUAUAUUUCACAAGUGAGAGUCACAUCCACUCCCUUCUCAACAUGCUGCGAUACGGAGAACUCUGUAAGGAACCCACCGAUCCCCAGUGGACCAAGGCCAUGGAUUUUGUGAGUGAAUUAUCUGAGCUUAACUACAUGACACAGAUCGUGAUAAUGAUGUUCGAGGACCCAAGCAAGGAAGUCACAUCUGAUGAAAGGUUCCAUGUUGAGCUUCACUUUAGUCCGGGGGCAUACACCUGCGGGGAAAAGAUACUCGACUUCCCCGUGGGGCGGGGCUACCAUACUUUGUCGAAAAAGGAAAAGCGUUUAAGUGGUGGAGACGAUACUAGUUUGACUGACAAAAAGCUGGGUGGGGACACCUCUAAGUUGACCCCGGGGGAUGACUUACAGACAAGGGCCUACUCAGACCAUCCCCGCUCUGCACCAAUGGUCAUCCAAGAAACCUUAGAGGAGUUACAGGAGGCUGACAUAUUUGAUCACCAUAGCAACACUGAACCGCCAAAAUCUCCGAAGGCUCUAGAACCAGGGUCUCCUGACCCGAGUGUCCCAGAGUGGGAUUGGGGUGACGACGAACAGAAGACUAAAGUAUCCAUCACAGAGGAGACAGAUACUAUGUCACCCACAGAAACGGUUCGAGAACCAGGGUCUCCUGACCAGAGUGUCCCGGAGUGGGAUUGGGGUGACGAUGAACAGAAGACUAAAGUAUCCAUCACAGAGGAGACAGAUACUAUGUCACCCACGGAAACGGCCGAGAGUGAUAAAGACGCCACCAAUAAAGAUGGAACAGGUGCAGCAACACCUGUCGGUACUUCUCAACCAAUAGAAAUACAGGCCCCAAAGGUCAAAGCUUACUCAAGGGAGAUUAUUCUGCCAAUUUUGGCUUUUAAGCCAGAGCCUAUGCGUUCCCAAAGUUUUGAGGAGAAGCGAAGUCGUAGUCUGGAGGACAAACAUCCGGAAGUUAAGGAACACAGUGAUCACCUAGGUAACCACAGCUACGAUGAGAUGGCUUGCAUCAUGUACCCCAUUGAAGACUUUAUAGAACCAAAAACUUUGAUAGAACGCCACUAUCUGACUGUCCACCUUCCUUUAGCCAGUGACCACCAUCGACGAUCAUGGUCAAGUAUAUUUUGCCUCGGAACUGAAGGCCUUAAAGGUUUAGACGAAAACGUGAUCCCAGUAAUGGCGCGAGCAAAGUCUGCCUCGGUCCUAGGAACAGCGGCGUUCGGAGGUUUCAGCAUGGUGCCUUCAAUACGCCCACUGGAAACACUGCACAACAAGUUAACAAUGCGGGACAUGGACUUGUUUUUCGGACGUGUCACCACCACCAAGUUUACCCCUGUGUCCUCACCACCAGACGGAUCUUCAGCCAACACACCUGUUGUCUCGCCCCGACCACCUGCUUUUCUCAAAGGUACAGGAAUCAGUCUGCCGUCAUCCAGUAACUCAAGCGCAGGGCCGUCAUCUCCAACAUCUGGAUCGACCCCAGUUGAUCUCGUCAGUCAACUACGCCUCUAUAUCAAGGAAAUAGAUUCUGCCCAAUCAGAGACGUUGACUGGCCAAUCAGAAACAGAUUCCAGUCAAUCAAAUGAAGUGGCUGAAAAUAAAAUUGAUACUUGCGGCAAAUCAAGCCAGGGAAUCCCCGACACUGAAUCAGGUAAAUCGGGAGAAUACUCUGGGAACAGGUUCAAAGUAAGUCAAACAGAGAAAGGAACACUUCCGAUGAGGUCUGAAAACAACAGCCAAUCAGAACUGAAUGUUCAUCAAAUAAACUGCCAAUCAGAAAACGUCAAAUCUGAAACUCAAAAAUCAGAAAAAGCUUCAGAUACGAAAUCAGAACAGACGGAUAUGGCAGUGACAACCCCUAACGAAAGCCGUGAUGACAUAUGUUCUGGCGGGUCUGACCUAGAUAAACUUGUGGAAGAUAAAGAAACCACAAUAAAGACGAAGUCAAAAAGUGAUAAAUUUGUGAUAGAUGCUGUUCCAGACGAACGUCAUAGCAGCAAAUAGAAUGAUCUCCUGUGUGACCGACAUGUUGAAUGAAUUUUAAAUUGAUUGCACGGUUUCUGAGGACGACGACGACUAUGCUUUACUCUCUAAAUGUUUUAGUUUUAAAUUAGUAAAACAAAAAACACAAUCUUAUUCCAUAGAUCAUUAAUUUCAUGAGAUCCCGAUAUAGAAUUAGUGAGCGACGUGGGUGUUAUGUGUAAAUAUGUGGAUUCGUUAUAAAGCACGAAUGUGAAAUAUUCGAUGUAUGGAUUUGUUACUGACAAUUAAGUUAUACAUUCGAUUAUAGAUUUGGUAAGAGACUCGUAUGGGAUUUACUUGAUAUAUGAAUUUUGUGAGUUUCUCAGAAGAAUAUUCUGAAGUAUGGAUCGAUUGGAAAGUAUGACCCGGAUGUAAUAUAUUCGACAUAUAAAUUUAUUAUUGUUGAGUGACAUGGAUGUGAUAUAUGUCACGGUAAAAAAUUGAUGAAUAACCAGGAUGUACACUCUUUUAUGUAUAGUAUCGGUUAGAAACUAGAAUGUUAAAUAUUUUAUGUAUGGGUUAUUUGAGGACUGAGAUGAAUUGAGUGACCCGGAUAAUGUAUAUGUUGUAUGUAAAGUAUCGGUGAGAAACUAGAAUGUUAAAUAUUUAAUGUACAGAUUAUUUGAGUUACCCGGAUAUAACAUAUUUGAUGUUUAGCAUCAGUGAACGACUGGAAUGUGAAAUAUUUUAUUGAUGGAUUUUACGAGUACUAAGCUGAGUUUAGUUACCCGAAUGUUAUAUAUUUCAUGUUUAACAUCAGUUGGUGACUAGUAUGUUACAUAUUUUAUGUAUGGGUUUUUUUAGCACUGAGAUGAACUGAGUUAUCCGGAUGUUAUAUAUCUUAAUGGCAUUUACCUAUUUCCAGGUGGAUGUUAUAUGUACCUAUUUCCAGGUGGAUGUUAUAUGUACCUAUUUCCAGGUGGAUGAUAUGGGCCCUUAGGGCUCUUGUUAAUACGUGUCUUUGAUUGUUUUAUCUAUUGAAAGUGAUAUUAUUUACGCGAAUUUGAGAUUUGAAAUCAAAGGUAUUGUAGAGAAAUGAUUUUCAAACCGAGAAUAUAAUUAUAAAAUUUGUUGUAAAAUGCUGAGAGCGUUGUCAAAUUGUCAGUAACAAGGCUUGUAGUAUGAGGGGAAAUGUUUCGACAUGAAUAUUUACAUUUCUCACAUAGUCAUGUAUGGAUGACUAGACAAUCACUUGACCACAGAUAUCCUAUAAGGUAUGAAUGAAACAAAUGCAUGUCUUAUAUAAGUGAAAAUGAAUCUCGAAUUUACAUUUCAUGAGAAUUUGUUUGUGUUUUGAUGAUGUUGUAAAUGUUUGCGUAUAAUAAUGAAAUCUGAAUAAAUUGUGAAU
This is a messenger RNA of Mizuhopecten yessoensis (Yesso scallop), 4115 nucleotides long. RefSeq lists its product as uncharacterized. The transcript has 20 exons. Gene Ontology annotation, molecular function: diphosphoinositol pentakisphosphate kinase activity; inositol hexakisphosphate kinase activity; 5-diphosphoinositol pentakisphosphate 1-kinase activity. Bases 50 to 2749 code for a protein of 899 amino acids. Gene Ontology annotation, cellular component: cytosol. NCBI's taxonomy places the organism in Eukaryota, Metazoa, Mollusca, Bivalvia, Pectinida, Pectinidae. The record is from RefSeq and is a predicted model, not a curated record. Gene Ontology annotation, biological process: inositol metabolic process; inositol phosphate biosynthetic process.